UUGUGGCUCCAAGGAGCAGCAGCAGCGGCACCACCCACCCCACUCCCUCUCCACAACUCCUUCCUUCAUUCGACUUAGACAGGCGGACACAGCGCGCAUCCACGUAACGUUACAGGCGAGAAAAACAGCGUCGCAUUGGAAUGAGCUGUCUCAGGAAUCUCCUCCGAGCCUCCCUCUUCAGGCUGAACACGUGAGGAGAAAAAAGGGCAGGUCUAAAACAACAACUCUUCGGAAAGAACCUCAGACAACGUUUUAAACAAAAACACAGGGUCAUCCUCCUGCAGCUGCUGUAGCUUCUCCUCUCUCUGAAGACCCUGUCCUGGAAAACACAUCAUCUUAGACAGAGUUUAUCUUAGGAGACGGUGACAGGAGCGUGAAAAAGCCAACAGAGGGAGUGGACGAAAAGAAGCAACAAGCACCCGGAGAGAGAGGGUGUGAGGGGGGAGGAUGGAGGCCCUGCUUCCUGUGCUGAAGAGUCACCCAGGCUCCUCAGUGCUGGUGAGCUCACUGAUUUUCAGGGUGGUCCACCAACUCCUGCAAAGACUGCCUGUGCCCAAGGUGGUGAGGCAGGAUGACUUCCGCUUCUGGAAGUGGAGGAACCUCUCUGUCUCUAUGGUGCACUCCCUGCUGACCGGAACAUGGGCCCUGACAUGUGUGUUCAUGUGGCCAGAGACGCUGAGGGACCUCCACUCCUACCACACGCCGCUGUCCUACCUGCUCGUCUGCGUCUCAACAGGAUACUUUGUGCAAGACGCUGGUGAUAUCAUCUUGACGGGACAUGGAAGAGGAUCAUGGGAAUUCUUACUCCAUCAUGCGCUGGUGAUCUGGUGUUUCCUGUACGCCCUCUACACUCAGCUGUAUGUAGCCGGCGCCGUCAUUGCUCUCUUCGUGGAGGUGAACAGUGUCACGCUUCACCUGAGGCUGAUGCUGAAACUGUCCAGCGCUCAGUCCACCUCCAUGUACCACAUCAACAAAUUCGUCAACCUCUUCACCUACAUCGUGUUCCGCCUGGGCACCCAAAUGUACCUCACCAGGUACAUCUUGCACAAUUACUCCUGGAUGGACCGCGGUGGAUACUUUCUCGCCAGCAUGAUGGUGAUGAAUAUUAUGAUCCUGAUUUAUUUCUACCGCCUGAUCCGUGCUGAUUUCUUCCCUCGGAGUAAGAGCUACGCGGGACAGAACGGGACUCAUAACAACAACUCCAGAAAGUUCCUCAGUGAUUGAUUGGGGGAAGGUCCUGGGACUUUAUUACGAUUUUUAUUCAGGGUGGGAGUUUACAAAUAUUUGUCUUUUUCAAACCCUAACUGACAACAUUCCUUGUGACGACAGGUUUCUUUUUGUGUUUCACUGCCAAAGAACAAGCCCUCAAAAUACUUCAUAUCGGUGGAAUAAGGUGCAGUUCAGGGUUUACUUGUUAGAGAUGUUGGAGAGUCAGAAAAUUGGCCUUUUAGAGGGAGAACUCUGAAAAUCAAGCUACAUUUCACCAACCAUUCAGAUGUUAGUACUUUUAACAGAUUCAAAAAUUCUCUAGCAAGACAACAACUUGUUUCUGAACAGAUUAAAUGAAAGACACAAACAUUUGCUAUUCUUCUUCACACACUAUCCAGGAAGCAGUUAGCUAACAAUAUUUUUUUUAGGUUUUUUUUUUACUUUACCUUUAUCCAACCAUAAAGAAAUGAGAGGUUUGAAUGUUGAAUAUUCAGCUUUACUAUUUUCAACUUGAAUAUUGAUAAUAUGACGUGAACACUGAUUUUUGGUACAAAUAAAAGAGUUGCAUCAAUAUUGUCAUUUAGCUCCCAGCUAGAAGGUGAAGUCUAUUUCCCUCUAUUAUAUUUAAUCCAUCUAGAAAAAGAUUGUGUGAUAAUUUGUAUUAAAAUGUAAACUUGUUUGAAAUGUGACAUUACAUUUAACAUUCGCCGAAAACCAA
Paralichthys olivaceus (Japanese flounder) is the source of this 1927-nucleotide messenger RNA. RefSeq names its product TLC domain containing 1 (gene tlcd1). Gene Ontology annotation, cellular component: plasma membrane. Gene Ontology annotation, biological process: phospholipid homeostasis; regulation of membrane lipid distribution; membrane assembly. Lineage: Eukaryota; Metazoa; Chordata; Actinopteri; Pleuronectiformes; Paralichthyidae. The record is from RefSeq and is a predicted model, not a curated record.